UCGCGGGGGAUACCUACAAGGCAGCAAAGGACGCUCUCACAGCACACUUCUCACCAAAAAAGAAUUUGACAGCGGAUCGAUACCGAUUUUUUUGCACAAAGCCCACAUCACCAGAAGAAAUUCAUGACCACUGGAUAACCAGACUCCGGACAAAAGGUAAAGACUGUGAGUUUGAGAACAUGACAUUAGAUGAAGCGAUUAAGCUAGUAGUCACCCUACACAUUCCAUCAGACAAACUCCAACGAGACAUUAUAGCAAAGGAUAUGGAUUUGAAAACACUCAUAGACAGUGCCAGAGCUUUAGAGCUCGCACAAAGGGAGGUGACCUUCAUGAAGCAAAAUAUUCUGGAACCAGUAGAGUCAACGGUAAAUACUGUUUCAAAGACGAGCCAUGAGUCAAAAGGUAGUUAUACACAAAGUCUCCAAAAAAGAAUUUGACAGCGGAUCGAUACCGAUUUUUUUGCACAAAGCCCACAUCACCAGAAGAAACUCAUGACCACUGGAUAACCAGACUCCGGACAAAAGGUAAAGACUGUGAGUUUGAGAACAUGACAUUAGAUGAAGCGAUUAAGCUAGUAGUCACCCUACACAUUCCAUCAGACAAACUCCAACGAGACAUUAUAGCAAAGGAUAUGGAUUUGAAAACACUCAUAGACAGUGCCAGAGCUUUAGAGCUCGCACAAAGGGAGGUGACCUUCAUGAAGCAAAAUAUUCUGGAACCAGUAGAGUCAACGGUAAAUACUGUGUCAAAGACGAGCCAUGAGUCAAAAGGUAGUUAUACACAAAGUCACAAACAUCUCAAGAAGAAACACAUGACCGACAAAUGCACAGAAACAAAGGCACAGUGGUAGUUUGUAAAUAUUGUGGACAGCAAAGACCCCACAAGGGAAGGUGCAAGGCACGCGGGGCUACCUGCAAUAAAUGCAAGAAGAAAGGACAUUUCGCAGUAGUCUGUCAGUCCAAACCAUACAAAGCAUAUAAACCGAUAGAACAGCUUCAAGAAGAGGGUGGUGACAACGAAGACCCACGGGCUUCAUACAAGUUUGACCAAUUGACAUGGGAACUUGACCAAGUGACCACUGACACAAAAGUGACAAAAGCAAUGUCACAACCAUCAGAAUACAACACCAAGGUAACAAUUAGAGUACAAGACCAACGGCUAAAAGUACAAGUGGACUCGGGUGCAGAAUCAACGUUAUGA
Messenger RNA from Paramuricea clavata, 1200 nucleotides. Lineage: Eukaryota; Metazoa; Cnidaria; Anthozoa; Malacalcyonacea; Plexauridae. The record is from the annotation of a GenBank genome assembly.